CACAUACAAAGCAGAAGAGUAGUAAACGUAAAUACGCGGCUAACAAAUUUUUCGACUUUUUUUUGAAUAAACGAAGCGCAGUAGUGAUAUAGAAAUUCAUUUUUGUUUUCUUUAAUUUCGGUUGUAAAUAAAGUGCAAAUAUGCUAAAAAGUGAAGCCGCGAUCAGUACAAAAAAUGCCAUCACCGUAAAUAGUGCAUCCCCUGGUGAUUCACUGACACCACAACAACAUCAAAACGAACCGUUAUCACCACAAAUUUUAGACGCUUACCGGGAAAUUGCCAAACGCAAUGCAAUCGAUGAUUUUGAAUUGUCUUUGCAGCCAAUCGGUGGCCCAGGUGAAAAUUCAUACGGUUCUGUGCAUAAAGUUCUGCUCACACCGAAGCGCGCACUUCCUACAUUAACGACUUUACGUCCGCUUCAUACAAUACUCAAAAUAGCGCCUAAAAGCCCGGCGCGCCGCGCGCACAUGCGCGUCAAGGAUGUUUACGCGCGCGAAGUGUUUAUGUAUGCGACUGUGUUUAGUGAAUUUGCGGCGCUUGACGAGGCGCACGAUGCUGCUCAUUGCGCUCACUUCAGCGUCGCACCGCAAAUGUUGUUUGCCUCAUUGGAGGAUAGUGCCGAGUUUAUUAUAUUCGAAGAUUUGUCCAAUGCAGGUUUUAUGAUUAAUUCGCGCACUAAUUUGCCCACCUACGAUUUGGUGGUGUGCGCAUUUCGUGCCAUUGCGCAGUUGCAUGCGAUGUCGUUCGUGCUGCAAGCGCGUCAGCCGCAACGGUUUGCCGCUUUGGUGGCACAAAUGGAUGAUAAUUUGUUUACGUUGGAUAUGGAAGUGGUGUCAUUGGAGUUUGGCAAGAAAUAUGUGCGACGCACACGACACAUGCUCGAGGCAGAUUUGAAGGAGAGCGGUGAGCAUACGUCGCAGAUGCAGGAAGUGUUGCAGGCAUUGCAGAAAAUCGAGACUAAUUUUCAUGAGAUUUGUUUGGACGCGGUCAAUGGUGUAGCGUAUGCGCCCUAUUCGGUGAUUUGUCAUGGCGACUUCUGGAACAAUAAUAUUCUCUAUGAGUUUGAUACCACCAACCAACACGCCGCGACUAAGGCCAAACUAAUUGACUUUCAAAUUUCGCGCUAUUCACCACCAAUCUUAGAUUUGGUACACUACCUUUACGCCUGCACCGAGAAGCCGCUACGAGAUGCGCAUUUUCAUGAAUUCAUGCAAAUCUACUACGACACAGUGACACAGUUUAUACGCGACUACCGAUUGGACCCCACAAUAUUGUAUCCUGAAACGAUAUUCAGACAACAAUUGCGUCAAUUUGGUGCUUAUGGUUUUUGCAUGUCGGCUUUCUCAGUGCCAUUUUUCGUAUCGAACGCCAGUGAAUUACCCGAUUUGGAUAAAGUUUCGGAAGCGGUGCAAGAACUCUCCUCGGACAGUUCGGAUACGGAUGAAAGAAACAAUGAAGUUGGAGUUGAGCAACAGAGUGGCAGGUCACAACAAAAAAGUAACAAGAAUGACAACAACAAUGCGAUAUCACCAAAAAGCCAAAGCGCAGCAGAAUUGGUAGAUGAAUACGACAUACUGACGGAGCGUACUUUGCCGAUAUUCAAAAAACGUAUGAUUGGUAGUGUGUUAGAUUUGCAAAAAUACGAAAUGAUUGAAGCCUUAUUGAAAUAUUAGCAAGUAGAUGUGGGAGGUGGAAGGUGGGAGAUAAAUGUGUAUAUAUGUGUAUGUGUGGAAAAGAAUUGGUUGUACUGUUGAAGGUAGGUGUUAUUAUCAUGUGUUAUAAAUGGGAGAGGGCAUGCUUUAAAGCCUCUGCUGUUGUUGCUAUUGUUGUUGUAGCCUCGCGUCAGAAACAGUUACAGUGCAGGUUAGGUUAGGUAUUUGUGGCAGUCGGCUUAGAGUAGCCAACUCCCUUAGACUACGUAGGACCAUUGUGGUACCACUGUGUAACACGGGAACCUUACUGUUUGGUUUUCAUGGAACCAGUUAGACUAUUUUAUGAAGCGUAGAAUAGGUUUUAUCCCAACACCGGAUAGUUCCGUAAGAGAGUCAAAAUGAUAUUUUCCUAACAACCUUUAAUCCUAGCUAAGGCUGGACAAUUACAGAGGAAGUGUUCUACUAUAUCUUCCUCUUUCUCAUCUCUACAAUUUCUGCAGUAUUCAAGUGAAAAUACUCAUAGCCUACGUAACAGUUAAUGACCGGCAACACAAGCCGCGAUCUUCGAGAUGAUAUCUCCUGAGAGGUGGAGCAAUUCUCUUUAUCUUUUCUUAUCUAUUUGCGGCUAAAUUAGCCGGGUUGUAACACAAGUAUUUUCCUUUCGCCAUGACCUAUUAGCCUCCGGGAGAAUAUUAUUUUUUAUCCUUAAUUUGCAAGUUUCCACAGGAAUGCCAAUAUUGCCUACGUUUUCAAGCAGUAGAAGAUUAGUACUCUUUCUGUGUAGCUUAUCAGUCUUACAAUUUCCUUCAAUAUCUCUAUGUCCCGGAACCCAUAUAAGGCUGACCUUGAAGACUACACAGUUGUUGUAAUGGCACAAAAAUUAUUUGUAACAUAAAUUCUUGUUGUUACAGUCAGUUCAGAGUUAUGGUGGAAUCAAACGCAUUUGUAUCCGUUCUAAGAAAAAUUACAGCAACAUCAUUCCUCAAAACUGUAGACUUCUUCUAUUCGCCACUUCUUCGCGCACUAUAUCUCCGCUCGGCUCACUUGAUGAAAAAUGUGCAUGUGAAAGCAACAACAAAGUUAUCCAGCAAGACUCCCGCUAGCGAGUAUGGUUAUACCUCAUAAAACUGGAUUAACUCACUAUUUCACAAGCAAAUGUAAUUUUAGGCAGGUCUACACGGUGAAGUCCAAAUUAAACAAGACUGAGCUAAAAUAGAAACAACAGGAGCUUUAUUCUGAUAACUUCGAGUUUUUUUUAUUCAAAAUAGACCCCUCUGGUCCCUCUACAAAAGCUUUUCGAAAGAGUGUUUCAGGUCAUUGGCCGGAAUGUCAUUCAGGAUGUCGGUAAAAGCCUUUUCGAUGGCCUCUACGGACGCAAACCGUUUUCCCUUCAUGGCCAAAUACAAUUUUUCGAAUAGGUAGAAGCCACAGGGAGCCAUAUCAGGCGAAUACGGUGAGUGAUUGAUGGUUAAAAUGCGAUUCCUAGUCAAAAAAUUAGUCACAAGAGUUGAUCAGUGAGAUGGUGCAUUAUCAUGCAAUAAGCGCCAGGUUUCUCCUUUGCGGUAUUCAGGGCGAAUUCGACUAAUGCGAUGCAACAAACGCUUCAAAACGCCAAGAUAGAAAAUUUCAAUGACUGUUUGGCCCAUUGGCACGAACUACUUGGGGACAAUUUCCUUGAAAUCGUAAAAACAAAUGAGCAUCGAUUUGUUUUUUGACUUAGCCAAACGCGAUUUUUUGGGUGGUGGCUCGUCUGAGGGCUUUCAUUCGACACUAUGACGCUUAGUUUCAGGUUCAUGUUGGGAAACUACGUUGCAUCACCAGUUACAAUGUUGUAAAGGAAGUUCUCGUCUUUUCUCACCUCUUUAAUGAGGUCUCACGAAUGUUGAAUUCUGAGCAAUUUUUGGUCUUCAGUUAACUUGUGCGGAACGAAACGUGCACAGACCUUUCGUAAGCCCAAACGAUCAGUUAAAAUGCGAUAAUUCGAUGUUUUGGAUAUAUUCAACUCCCAUUCCAUGAACUUCAACGAUGAUUUCGUUUAAUUUUUCAUAAAUUUACGGACCAUUUCGGUGAAGUUUUCAGUGAUUACUGAUUUGGGCGGUCCGUAUAAUCAUCGUCAUUUAUGUCCCCACAACCAUCUCUGACACGUGUUAACCAUUCAUGAACUCUGGCACGGAAUACACCAUCAUUACCAUUUAGAAUGUUUCGGUACACGUUUUACCGAUUUUAAAACACAAUUUGAUAUUAUCUCCUGGUUCGAAACUCAUUUUUGUACCGAUGGCACAAACAUACUGACACUUUAGACACAAUAACUUCGCUUCCACUGAACCGAAUGUCAUCAAACGUUCACUAGAAGUCAGCUAGUGAUGUAACUUCCAACGCACUAACUCAUUAAAAAGAUGGCGCCAUCAGAAACAUUUUUAUGACGCCAGUCUUGUUUAUUUUGGACUUCACCUUGUAUUCCAGCGUCGCCAAGAUAUGCUCAUUUAUACCAGUUGCUUCAUCUAUUCGCCACUCGCUUAAGCUUCACGUAAAGCAGAGGCCUUAUAUAUGCUGUUACAAUCACAAAACCAACAACAGGCAUUUGACGAACAUUUUGUUAGUGGUGAUAAUUACUGUAAUUAUUAUUAGUCUAAUAAAUUUUUUUAAUAAAACAUCAUUCACAAAUCACAAAGUGAUAAGCAGGAGCUUAGGAUGACCGACCGAUUGGUUAAAUAUACAAAGAAAUUGUAGAAAAUAUUUACAUUAAAAAAUAAUUAGUUAUCAAUUUUUGUUGUUACAGAUUCAUAUUUUUUAUAUUGUCAUAUAGUUGAAUUGUUAUAUUAAUCUUGAUAGUUACGAUACAGGAAUUGCAUAGAAGCUAACAAAGGUACCUUUCGAAAGAAAUAGAAUUAAACUAUACAAAUGUGAUUAAAAGGAAUUGUACAAAAUAUAAUAUUAUUCUUCAUUAUAACAGUAUUGAAUAUAAAAAACAAAAACAAAAAAUUAUUGUAACUCAACAAAAGUGUGGUUGUUAAGGUUAGUACAUACUAAGUACAAUGUGUGGAGGCUAAAAGUUCCAUUAAAGUGCUGCUUGUGAUUAAUAUGAGAAAAGUUAGUGCGAAAGGCCGAAAAAUGUAGAAUUAUUUUAAAAAUACAUGCAUGUAUUACUUUAUCUAUAUAUAUAUAAUUUUUUUUUUAAUUUUUGUGUUAUAUUUAUUCAUGUAAGCACUUAAAAAUAUACAAAUUA
Anastrepha ludens (Mexican fruit fly) is the source of this 4878-nucleotide messenger RNA. RefSeq lists its product as uncharacterized. The record is from RefSeq and is a predicted model, not a curated record. Lineage: Eukaryota; Metazoa; Arthropoda; Insecta; Diptera; Tephritidae. The coding region runs from base 141 to 1673 and encodes 510 amino acids. The transcript has 2 exons.